This is a messenger RNA of Symbiodinium sp. CCMP2456, 903 nucleotides long. The record is from the annotation of a GenBank genome assembly. Lineage: Eukaryota; Dinophyceae; Suessiales; Symbiodiniaceae.
AUGUCGGGCAUACUGAGUUGGCUGUAUGACCUCUGGGAGGAUCCCCCCGAGCCAGACAGCCCUUUCAUCAAAGCUUUGAAAGAUGAUUGGUUGGCGGAGAACUCCGAGUCGCGCGAGGAAGAUGUCACCAAACAGCAGCUGGAAGCAAGGAUCGCGACGGCUGAGAAGGCAGCGUCCAAGGUGACCGAGCCCAACAAGCUGCUUGACCUCGCAGAAGCCUACGGUGUGCUUAACCCCAGAGACAAGCGGUGCCUGGAAACCUGCGAACUCGUCAUGAAGUUCUCGCUUCCUUUCCUCAGCAGGCAACGACAAGGAGAUGCGCAUCAGCUCCACGCACGAUCCCUCUUCCUGCACCAGGACUUUGAGGGCAGCCUUCGAGCUCUCCUCCGUGCACAAGAAUGCUACAAGGACCAGGGAAAUAAACGACUUCGGCGAUCGAAUAAUCUCGGCCUCCUCCGUGCGCAUGCGGCAUUGGGUCAGGGAACAGAGGCCUCCGAGCGUUUGAAGGUGGCCUUGACAAUGUGUUCGACGAAGGAGGAAGCCCUCAACGUCUACCUUAGCGGCCGGGCUGCCUUGGAGGAUGGCGGCUUCGGAGACAAAUUCGAGAUGCUUUGGGAGGAUCACCUGGACGAUAACCCGGAGACCAAGGCGCACCUGGAUCAGCAGAUGGCCGCCAUGAAGCAGCUCACGAAGCAGGUUCCGCAGAACCAGGAGGACGCCGGCUCAGAGGAGGAUUUCAAAAUGCCAGAGACGUUGAAGGACUUCGUCCAGCUGGCAAAGCGCCACAAGCCAAUCGCGACCUUCGUCCUUAUCUUUGUUGUGCUCUACAUCAUAGCGGCCGUCUACAUAUCCAACUGGCUAUCGAAAGCCAUUAUGCAGCGCCUGACAGAGCAGAAGCUCUGA